This is a messenger RNA of Protopolystoma xenopodis, 288 nucleotides long. NCBI's taxonomy places the organism in Eukaryota, Metazoa, Platyhelminthes, Monogenea, Polystomatidea, Polystomatidae. The record is from the annotation of a GenBank genome assembly.
AUGGUACUUUACGUGGCCAUCGAUCAAUUGGUUUGCCAGAUUGAUGAUCGAGCUUUUGUACUCGGCAAACCAGCCAAAGCAGGUCUUUCUCGUGCCUUUGUCCGUCCCUCAGGCACCGAACCCGUUGUGCGCGUCUAUGCGGAAUCAGCCACUAAGGAACUGGCCAAAUGGCUGGCCCAUGCAGUUGCAAAAUCUGUUUUGCGAGUGUUAAAUACACACUCACACGAUAUUUUGGCUACUGAGUUUCAGCUUGGGACAUCUUGUGUUGAUGAAAUUCCCGAUUUUUGA